Molecule: messenger RNA, 4282 nt
Organism: Oncorhynchus kisutch (coho salmon)
Lineage: Eukaryota; Metazoa; Chordata; Actinopteri; Salmoniformes; Salmonidae
Gene: acsbg2
Product: acyl-CoA synthetase bubblegum family member 2
Exons: 15
Coding region: 243-2510 (755 amino acids)
Cellular component (GO): endoplasmic reticulum; membrane
Molecular function (GO): long-chain fatty acid-CoA ligase activity
Source: RefSeq, a predicted model, not a curated record
UCACAAACUUUUAAAGAUACACUAUUGAGAGCAUCCUAUCAGGCUGUAUCGCCGCCUGGUACGACAACUGCACCGUCCGCAACCACAUCACCUGGAACACACUGCCUGCCCUUCAGGCCAUCUACAGCACCCAGUGUUACAGCAAGGCCAAGAAGAUCAUCAAGGACCUCAGCCACCCAAGCCACGUCCUGUUCACCCCGCUAUCAUCCAGAAAGCAAGUGAUUGUGUGUGAGCCCGCUGCCAUGUCCACAGUCGUGGUAAUGGACCCCGCCAGGGACGCCAGCAACUUGCAGUCAUCCUGUGGCACCGGGGAUAGCAUUGCUUCACUGGAUGAAGUCACUAUGGAUUCCACAGCCAAUGAGUCAUCAGAGGAGGAGUCAGCCGGUGAGAGAGAAGUGGAGACUGGGGCCAACACUGAGCUCACCAACAAUCCCACAGACAUCCCCACUGAAUGGCCCACACACACACAGACAGUGAGUGCCCAGCGGCCAGACUCUCUGUCCCUGGCGGUGGCUAAGCCAGACUUGUGGACAUCGAGCGGUGACGGGGAGGUGAAGCUGAGGAUGGGGGAGUCAGGCUUUGCCUCUGAGCCCCCACUCACCGUAGACCAGAUGUUUAAGACUGCUGUGGAGAGGUUUGGCAGCUACACUGCCCUGGGCUGGAAGGAGGGAGAGCAGACGAAGACAAUCAACUACCAGGAGUACUACCAGGCCUGCCGCACCGCUGCCAAAAGCUUCCUCAAGCUUGGCUUGGAGCGCUACCAUGGGGUUGGCAUUCUGGGCUUUAACUCUGCUGAGUGGUUCAUUUCUGACAUUGCUGCCAUUUUGGCUGGUGGGUUUGCAGUGGGCAUCUACACCACAAACUCCCCAGAUGCUUGCCAGUAUGUAGCAGAGAACUGCAAGGCCAACAUCAUUGUGGUGGAGAAUCACAAGCAGCUGCAGAAGAUCCUACAGGUUCAAGACAAGCUGCCACACUUGAAAGCCAUUAUCCAGUACAAAGAUGCACUUAAAGAGAAGCGACCAAACCUCUACACGUGGACUGAGUUUAUGGAGCUGGGCCGUGAUGAGCCCGACACAAAGCUGGAUGAUAUCAUCACUAUCCAGAAGCCCAACCAGUGCUGCACACUGAUCUACACUUCAGGUACCACAGGCCAGCCCAAAGGAGUGAUGCUCAGCCACGACAAUCUGACAUGGACAGCGUUCGCAGUAGGCCGCUAUGUCCGGCUGGCAGAAGCCACCAAGUCUCAGGAGAUUGUUGUCAGCUACCUGCCCCUCAGCCACAUCGCUGCUCAGAUGGUGGACAUCUGGGUCACCAUGAAGGUCGGAGGGGCAACAUACUUCGCCCAGCCAGACGCACUGAAGGGCUCCCUGGUUAACACAAUGAGAGAGGUGCGUCCCACAGCCUUCAUGGGCGUACCACGUGUCUGGGAGAAGAUGCAGGAGAAGAUGAAGUCCGUCGGGGCCAAGUCGUCCACCGUGCGCAGAAAGGUGGCAGUCUGGGCCAAAGGAGUGGGUCUGCAGACCAACCUCAGCAAGAUGAACCAGAAUGGAGCUAUGGCGAGGACGCCCAUGAACUACCGCUUGGCCAAGAAGCUGGUGUUCAAGAAGGUCCGUAAGGCUCUGGGUCUGGACCGCUGCACCAAGUGUUACACAGGCGCCGCCCCCAUCACCAAGGAUACCCUGGAGUUCUUCCUCAGCCUGGACAUCCCAGUGUACGAGCUGUACGGAAUGAGUGAGAGCACUGGACCUCACACCAUCUCUCUGCCCGAUGCGUUCCGACUCACCAGCGUUGGGAAGUUGAUCCCUGGUUGUGAGACUAAGAUUAACAAUCCUGACGAGGAGGGCAACGGGGAGAUCUGCUUCUGGGGACGCCACGUCUUCAUGGGCUACCUAAACCAGGCCGACAAGACCGAGGACGCCCUGGACACUGAGGGCUGGCUGCAUUCUGGAGACCUGGGCAAACAGGACGACAACGGCUUCCUCUUCAUUACUGGACGCAUCAAAGAGCUGAUCAUCACAGCGGGUGGAGAGAACAUCCCUCCAGUGCCAAUCGAGGAUGCUGUGAAGGAGGCCGUGCCGCUGGUUAGCAACGCCAUGCUCAUUGGAGACAAGAGGAAGUUCCUCGCCAUGCUGCUCACCAUUAAGUGCCAGGUGAACGGAGACACUGGUGCUCCUGAAGAUGAGCUGAUGCCCGAGGCCGUAGAGCUGUGCCGGAAGCUGGGCAGCAACGCCAUGCGAGUCUCAGAGAUCGCCGGUGGGCGUGACCCGGUCAUCCAUGCCGCUAUCCAGGAGGGUAUCAACCGCGUGAACGAGAAAGCCACCUCCAACGCCCAGCGCAUCCAGAAGUGGACCAUCCUAAACCAGGACUUCUCCAUCCCUGGAGGAGAGCUGGGCCCCACUAUGAAGCUGAAGAGGCCGGUGGUCAUGAAGAUGUACAAAGAGCAAGUAGAGAAUUUCUACAAGGAGGUGGUGACCCCAAGCACCCCUGAUAACUCCAUGCCCCCCAAAUAGGCAUGGGACAAAAAUACCCCUGCAGAGCAAUUCAGAGAAACACUACAAAAGACAUGCAGACAGAACAGUCUUAGACAACCACUCCUUGUUCAGUUCCUGUUUCUCUCCUGUGAACAUUUUUUGCUAGCUUGCUCCUUUCAUUAUUGGGUUUUGUUUACAUUUGUGGGUGUUGUAAAGAAAAAAUAUAUAAGGAAAACAUCCAUGAGAAGCCAUUGUAAGCCUUUAGGAUUUUUUUAAAGAUGAGUUGUUGAUAUGCUGAUUUCAACUAUUUAUUUUGUAUUAUUGUGAUGAAGAACAAUAAUAUAUGAUAGAUGAAGUACAGUUGUAUGUGAUGAGGCUUUGUGAAUUUACUGUGAUACUUGCAUAGAAUCCAAAAAGUCCAUAGGACAUGGUAGUAGAAUUUUGGGGGAAAGUGUUAGUUUUUCUUUUUGCCAAAGUCAGAAAUUACUUGGACCAAAUACACACAUUUGGAUGAUAAAUAAUUAUUACAUCCAGUGAUCCCUGGUCUGGAUUAAAAAUAAGAUAUGAAGUAAAAUGACAGGGAAAGAAAACACUGAACAUAUCAUUGUCCUAUUUAUUACUAUUGUAUUUUUCUGUCUGCUUUGAGUUUUGAUGAAAGUGCGUCUAUCAUUGUGCAGUUCUGCAAUAAAUACACAAGACAAGCCCUGGGACGACCAAUGAAAAUUAAGUUGUAGAUUUAGUUGAUUCCUUGGCGCCAUAAGCACAUGGCACAAUGUUGAGCUUCUGCACCUACCUUCUCUGAGAGAGAGAGCAUCCAGAUCUUUAUGCUACAGAACCAUAUCAUUCAAGCCAUAUUAGUUGAGUCAUGUUUUAUAUCCAAUGAGUUUUACGGACUCUGAUCGUCUGUGUGACAGCCUACGCAAUUGCCUGGUCUUGUUGGGAUGUUUUGUAACGAUUGUGUAAAAUUGCUGUGACCAUUUAAAUACUGUAAAUAUGUUUUGCUUACAUUUCCUCUUCUCUGGUCUUUAUCAGAGAACGUGUUAGUCUACAGAUCAGUCUUGUCUUGAAGUGUGAGAGAGCCACCACUUUCCUCAUGCAUACCAGCACAACGCAGAUGCGUGUGAUGAAGAUUUUGGUCCUUGCACCACUGAAUUUGUCUUUCUGAAAACCGGUUCAUUAUGUUCUCUGGGGUAACUAAUCUAAAUGAGAAUACAGAGAAUUGAAUAGCAUUUCAAAAUAAGCAGUCAUCCUGGAACAUUAUAGAUACAAUCUUACCUAAGACAGGUGUGGACUGGUGUUCACUCUUAUUACAUUGCAAAUAUUCUCCCUAAACACACAUAUGCAUGCUGAGUGGAAUUGUGAAAACCAUGUAUCUCUGCUACCUGCUGUACAUGUUAGGAGAACUUGGACUUCUGUGUCUUAUUGCUGGUUGUGAAUUUUGGCCAUUUGUCAAACCUUUGAGUCAGUACUCGCCAAACAUACUCCCAGGUACAUUGUAGUAGGAAGAAAUGAGUUUGAUUUGUGAUUAAGACUUUGGAAUCCAGUACCUUUUGAACAUUUUAUCUUUUGAUGAAAUACUUGAAUUUGAAGAGAUGUUUAAAACAAAGUCAUCUAAUACUAAUGAAAUCCAAAGAUCCCAUUUGUAAACAAUUGCCACUAACAUGCCAUUGUCUCAGAUGAAUGUGAGUAGGUCAAGCCCCUUGCAGUUUACAGAGAUGUUAGAGUGCUUCCAUAUUCAGAGAGAAGCUCAACUGGAGACCCAUGUUGAUGUUCAGGAAGACCUGUAAAUAAACUAUUAGCUUACCAAGAGU